Molecule: messenger RNA, 3973 nt
Organism: Equus quagga
Lineage: Eukaryota; Metazoa; Chordata; Mammalia; Perissodactyla; Equidae
Gene: PDK1
Product: pyruvate dehydrogenase kinase 1
Exons: 11
Coding region: 157-1473 (438 amino acids)
Biological process (GO): regulation of glucose metabolic process; protein phosphorylation
Cellular component (GO): mitochondrion
Molecular function (GO): pyruvate dehydrogenase (acetyl-transferring) kinase activity
Source: RefSeq, a predicted model, not a curated record
GCCUCCCUGGAUCGAGCCCAGCCGCGCUGGGGGCGGCGGCCGCGGCGGUGACAGCCGCUCCCCCCGGCGGCCCGCCACGUCCCUCACGUACUGCCCGGCCGCGGCGCCGAGCGGCGACCAGGCGCCGGGGGCGCGGGCUCCUCCGGCGGGCUCGGCAUGAGGCUGGCGCGGCUGCUGCGCGGAGCCGCCUCGGCUGGCCCGGGCUCCGCGCUGCGCGCCGCCCGCCCCGGCGCCAGCCGCAGCCUCACCUCGGACUCGGGCUCGGGCCCGGCGCCCGAAGGUGGCAUUCCGGGCCAAGUGGACUUCUACGCGCGCUUCUCGCCCUCCCCGCUCUCCAUGAAGCAGUUCCUAGACUUCGGAUCUGUGAAUGCUUGUGAGAAGACCUCAUUUAUGUUUCUGCGGCAAGAGUUACCUGUUAGAUUGGCAAAUAUAAUGAAAGAAAUAAGUCUUCUUCCAGAUAAUCUUCUCAGGACUCCCUCGGUUCAACUGGUGCAAAGCUGGUAUAUCCAGAGUCUUCAGGAGCUUCUUGAUUUUAAGGACAAAAGUGCUGAAGAUGCUAAAACUAUUGAUGACUUUACAGACGCUGUGAUACGGAUCAGGAACCGACACAAUGAUGUUAUUCCCACGAUGGCCCAGGGUGUGAUUGAAUACAAAGAGAGCUUCGGGGUGGAUCCUGUCACCAGCCAGAAUGUUCAGUACUUUUUGGAUCGAUUCUACAUGAGUCGCAUUUCAAUUCGAAUGUUACUCAAUCAGCACUCUUUAUUAUUUGGUGGGAAAGGCAAAGGAAGCCCAUCUCAUCGAAAACACAUUGGAAGCAUAAAUCCGAACUGCAAUGUAGUUGAAGUUAUUAAAGAUGGCUAUGAAAAUGCUAGGCGUCUGUGUGAUUUGUAUUAUAUUAACUCUCCUGAACUAGAACUUGAAGAACUGAAUGCAAAAUCACCAGGACAACCAAUACAAGUGGUUUAUGUACCAUCCCAUCUCUAUCACAUGGUGUUUGAACUUUUCAAGAACGCAAUGAGAGCAACGAUGGAACACUAUGCUGACAAAGGUGUUUACCCACCUAUUCAAGUCCAUGUCACACUGGGUAAGGAGGAUUUGACUGUGAAGAUGAGUGACCGAGGAGGUGGUGUUCCUUUGAGGAAGAUUGACAGACUCUUCAACUACAUGUACUCAACCGCACCCCGGCCUCGUGUGGAGACAUCCCGAGCAGUGCCCCUGGCUGGUUUUGGUUAUGGAUUGCCCAUAUCACGACUUUAUGCACAAUACUUCCAAGGAGACCUCAAGCUGUAUUCCCUAGAGGGUUAUGGGACGGAUGCAGUGAUCUACAUUAAGGCGCUGUCCACAGAAUCAGUAGAAAGACUCCCUGUGUAUAACAAAGCUGCCUGGAAGCAUUACAACGCCAACCACGAGGCUGACGACUGGUGCGUCCCCAGCAGAGAACCGAAGGACAUGACAACGUUCCGUAGCGCCUAGAUAGACUUGGGACACCUGCAAAAUCCAGAUGCAGCUUUUGUAUUAAAUUUGGAAGAGAUUUGGUGUUCAGAACUACCUUAUACCAAAUACUUCACCUGUUGUUUUCACAAUUAACUUUUUGGGUAGAAUAAAUGGAUAAUGAAUUCCGUUUAUGCCUGUUAAACCUCCUAAGGGAUGAAACUGUACCUAUUUUACACUUAUAUUUUCACAGUUAAUUGAAGAUAUUUUUAAACAACCAUAGUUUUGGUCAACUUUCCUCUUUAUGGUAGACUUCGGAAGCGUUGAAGUUUUUGGGUUUCUAUGGGAAGCUGUGUGUUUUUAAAAAAUACUUCACGUUUAUGUCUGCUAGAACAUUUUCUUAGUAAUACUGAUUAGCUAUUUAGCCAUCUUUCGUUUUUUUGGAGGAGUUCUGCCAUCCUUUAUUUGGUAAUGAUAACUAAUAAGAUGAUCUUCAUUACCAGCGACUAACUGCAAGUAAAGCAGAAGGCAGUUGUCCUGUAAGUGUGGAACCUUUCAGCAUCUACAUGCAUUGUCUUCACUCGGAAGUUAGUUUAUCAUUUUUUAAUAUUAUUGCAAAGAAUUGUAAUGACUGGUUCCCCAUGGAGCUAAGCCAAGAUCCUGCGCAAUCUUCUUUGAAUGUACUUGUGAUUAAUGCAAGGGGGAAUUUUUAUACUAAACCCAGCACUGCUACAGUCCUAGAAAGGGAUUUGAGGGCAAAGCAGUGAGUCCGAAGACCUGAGCUAUUGAUUGUUAGGGUUACUUGGGGGAGAUUUUGAGAAACAGAGUUUUUCUGGGUCCUACUCCAGACGUACAGAAUCAGACUCUUUAUGGCUGGAGCCCAGGAAUCUCACUUUUUAAAACGCUUCCGUGGUGAACCUGAUGCCUCGCCGAUGGAGGAAACGAGUCUUGUAAAGGGCAUAAUGAUACCACAUUCACUGAAAUAACAGAGAGGUCUUUAGGUUUUGGUUUUCACCUAUUGAAAGGUCAGACUUCUAGACUCCAGGAGAUACAAACUGAAUCUCAGGCCUGGUGCAGUUAGAAGCAGGAGGCAAACUGACACAGGAGGAUAGUCAGGCAACCAAAGGCUCAGAAUCACAAAUGUGCAAGUGUUGACAAAGAACUUAUAUUUUAUAAAAAAUACCUAGACUUUAUUAUCAGGAAAAAAUCAACUUGGGUUUGUCACAACAAUCCUUUACAUUUGUAUGGUAAUUUGUAGUUUACCAGUACUUUGGUAUAUCAUGAUAACUCUGUUGGGCUUUAAAAUAGAGAGAUCUAGAGCAGGUGGUAUCAUCAUCAUUUUGAGAUUCAGAACGUGGCCCAGAGUGGCACAGAAUUGGAGUCAGGGCCCAAGCUGUGUCUGCCGAUCCCUGCGUCAGCCGCCAGGACUGGGAGACCGUGAAGUGAGGCGACCAUGUUGUUAGCCAUACCUCCUCUUCUUUUUAGGCGACAGGGAAAUACAUUCAAAAUAAAUUUUAAAGUAAGAUUUUAAAUGUUUAAAGGACAGCUUUACUACUUAAAUGGGGAAUUUUAUUUAUCUGGAAAAUACUUUGAGUUGAAACACCUCAUUCUCAAAAGGAUUACGUCAGCUUAACAAUUCUACGUACAUUUGUAAGUUGGAAGGGAUGUCAAAGGGCAGUUAGUCCAGGCUCCUCACCUGAGAGAUGACGAUCCCGGAACUCCGAGUGUGUGGUUCGCCCAGGGGUUUAGCUGAUUUGACCAAAUGGUGGAAAAAGAAAUCUUUCACCUAACCUGUUGUUCCUUAAUAUGGGUGUUGUGAAAAACAAUAGGAUAUGCUAGUGGAUGACUUCUAUUAGUUUCCUACAAUUUUGUUGGUUUAAAACUUUUCUUAUAAUGAUGAAAUAUUUUAGAAUCCUUUGAAUCAAAGUAUUGACUUUCUUUCCUAAAUGAGACUUUUGUACGAUUGACAUAAACUUGAUGUUUUUACUUUGAAACACUUCCCCCCAAAAAUUAAAGUUUUUCCUUCUUUAUUUAAGAGCUAAGAAAUGGUAUUUUCAAAGGAAAAGGACAAUAUUUUCCUUUAGCUUCUUUUUAAGGUAUAACAGCCUUUUCACUUUGUUAUUUUGAUAAUGGACAGAAAAUUACGUACAAAAAUAUUUGGAGGGUAGCUGUUUCGUAGUUGGCUUUAAAUCAUUGUGCUACCUGAAAAGUUUUUAGAUUCUUCAGCUGUUUUGUCCACCAGCAUUUAAUGUGAUGCCAUGUAGAUAAAAAUACAUACUGAAGGAUAAGAAGUGGAUGCUAAGUGAUCUUUAUAAAUUUUUAUAAAAUUUAAUGAAUGUGCUAACAUUUUUUAGGAAGAAUCACAAAAAUAUUCUACCCUAUGCUUAAAAUACUGGUUGGCUUUAGAUGUCUUCGUACUCAGCAGCAAUCACUUUCUUGCACUGUGAAGUUUUACAUGAAGAUGUUGAAGUGGAAGUCUACCAUAUUAUUUUAUAAAGUGUUUUGUGUAAGGCAAUAAACUGAAAACAUGGAUCAACUCUUA